Molecule: messenger RNA, 2037 nt
Organism: Hibiscus syriacus
Lineage: Eukaryota; Viridiplantae; Streptophyta; Magnoliopsida; Malvales; Malvaceae
Product: protein NRT1/ PTR FAMILY 7.1-like
Exons: 6
Coding region: 1-2007 (668 amino acids)
Biological process (GO): transmembrane transport
Cellular component (GO): membrane
Molecular function (GO): transmembrane transporter activity
Source: RefSeq, a predicted model, not a curated record
AUGACAAUAGGCUUCACCGGAUCAUUGUUUCCUACUUCGUGGAGUGCAACUCUACCUCUCUCUGUCUUCAAUACCGGUUCAUCUCCGUCGCCGGAGUCUUUAACAAUCCCUGAAGACGUUAUCUUCUCCAUCACCACGUUUCGUAAAAGGUUAGUAGUGACCCUAGCCAAAGACUCCUUCCCCCAUGCCAAAAUUAAGAAACUAUCAAUGGCUGCCGUUGAGAACUCUACCACUGAGAUUGAGAGAAUGGCUUAUGAAGAAAUUAUUAGCUCUAGACAAGUAGAAGAUGUGGACGAAAAUGAGAAUAUUACAAAUGGAAAGGAUAAAUACGAGAACAAAGGAGGAUGGAAAUUAGCAAGUCUUUUGCUAGUGAAUCAAGGCCUAGCAACAUUAGCAUUCUUUGGAGUAGGGGUGAACUUGGUGUUGUUCUUAACCCGGGUUCUCGACCAAGACAACGCUAGCGCUGCCAAUAACGUUAGCAAGUGGACCGGAACCGUCUACCUAUGCUCGCUGAUUGGAGCGUUCCUUAGCGAUUCAUAUUGGGGUCGUUACUUGACAUGUGCCAUCUUUCAGCUCAUACUCGUGCUGGGUUUGGCACUACUGUCACUUGCUUCAAGGCUUUUCUUGAUAAAUCCUGCUGAUUGUGGUGAUGGAAUAAGACUCUGCAACACCCCAUCACCACUCGGCUCUGCUAUGUUUUACUUAUCGAUAUAUCUCGUAGCGUUCGGGUACGGCGGGCAUCAACCGACCUUAGCCACAUUUGGAUCGGACCAGUUCGAUGAUUCGCAUCAGAAAGGAGCAAACUCGAAAGCUGCAUUCUUUAGUUACUUCUACUUUGCACUUAAUGUUGGCUCUCUAUUUUCAAACACUAUACUGGUUUACUAUGAGAAUUCGGGCAAAUGGACGCUAGGCUUCUUGGUUUCUUUCGGCUCUGCAAUCAUAGCCCUGUUGUUCUAUCUGUUGGGGACUCCAAGAUAUCGGUACAUUAAAGAGAGUGGUAAUCCGUUGCCCCGUGUCGCUCAAGUAUUUGUAGCUGCAUAUAGGAAGUGGGGUGUCACGCCGGCUACUGUCGAUGCUUUGUAUGAGGUCGAAGGAACUGAAUCCGCAAUCAAAGGUAGCAGAAAGAUACUUCACAGUGAUGAUUUCAAGUUCCUCGACAAGGCGGCUACGAUAACUCCGAAUGAUUUGAGUGCACUAAACAAUCCAUGGAGGCUCUGCACUGUAACUCAGGUUGAAGAAGCCAAAUGUGUACUAAAAAUGUUACCAAUUUGGCUUUGUACUAUAAUGUACUCUGUCAUCUUCACGCAAAUGGCAUCCCUUUUCGUGGAGCAAGGAGAUGUAAUGGCGUCCAAACUUGGAGACUUCCGCAUUCCAGCUGCGAGCAUGUCGGCAUUCGACAUUUGCAGCGUUCUCAUCUGGACUGGGGUGUACCGACAUAUUGUUGUGCCCUUGGCUCGAACAUUAAGUAAUAACCCCAAGGGAUUAACCGAGCUUCAAAGAAUGGGGAUCGGACUCAUCAUCGGAAUGAUCGCGAUGGUUGCUGCAGGCUUCACCGAGAUACAAAGGCUCAAAUUCGUGACCCCGGGCGAGAAGAAAAGCUCUUUAAGCAUAUUUUGGCAAGUACCACAAUAUGUUUUAGUAGGUGCAUCUGAAGUUUUCAUGUACGUUGGUCAAUUGGAGUUCUUCAAUGCACAAGCACCGGAUGGCAUUAAAAGUUUCGGAAGCUCCCUUUGCAUGGCGUCCAUGUCUCUUGGCAACUUCGUUAGCAGCCUGUUGAUUAACAUAGUAAUGGAGAUCACGACGAGAGGUGGUAGUCCCGGAUGGAUCCCCGAGGACCUCAACUCCGGUCACAUGGACCGGUUCUACUUCCUUAUUGCCGGUUUAGCCGCGGUUGAUUUUAUAAUAUAUGUGUUCUGUGCCAGAUGGUACACUUGCAUCAACCUUGACACCAGUGAGAAGGGCAUUGAAUUGGAAGAACAACAGGAGGAGGUGCAUGCAAAUGUUUAGUUUGUAUCCAUUUUGGACAUGGGAGGCAUG